This is a messenger RNA of Sporisorium graminicola, 1530 nucleotides long. RefSeq lists its product as uncharacterized. Gene Ontology annotation, molecular function: UTP:glucose-1-phosphate uridylyltransferase activity. Gene Ontology annotation, cellular component: cytoplasm. The transcript has 4 exons. NCBI's taxonomy places the organism in Eukaryota, Fungi, Basidiomycota, Ustilaginomycetes, Ustilaginales, Ustilaginaceae. Gene Ontology annotation, biological process: glycogen metabolic process; UDP-alpha-D-glucose metabolic process. The record is from RefSeq and is a predicted model, not a curated record. The coding region runs from base 1 to 1530 and encodes 509 amino acids.
AUGUCGUCGAACGCUACUCUUUCCACGCCCAGCAAUGGCGCACAGAUCAAGGCUUCGCGCACCCGCGGUGCCUCGCACAUCGACUUCAAGUCGGCCACCACUGGUGUAGCGGCCAAGGCCAUGCGCAACGAAAUCAACGCUCUGGUUUCGGGCAUCGAUGACCACGCCGUCCGCAAGGCCUUCGACGCCGAGAUGUCCAACUUCUUCACUCUUUUCAACCGCUACCUCGCCGAGAAGGCCAAGGGUGAGAAGCUCGUCUGGGACAAGAUCCAGCCACCUUCGCCUGAGCAGAUCACCCCCUACGACCAGCUCCGCCAGGCCACCGACCCGUCAAUCCUCAACAAGCUCGCCGUGCUCAAGCUCAACGGCGGUCUCGGUACCACGAUGGGCUGCACCGGUCCCAAGUCGGUCAUCGAGGUGCGCGAGGGCAUGACCUUCCUCGACUUGUCGGUGCGCCAGAUCGAGCACCUCAACAGCUCGCACAACGUCAACGUCCCCUUCAUCCUCAUGAACUCGUUCAACACGGACGACGACACUGCUCGCGUCAUCCAGAAGUACGCCAAUCACAACGUCGAGAUCCUCACCUUCAACCAGUCUCGCUACCCGCGUGUCAACAAGGAGUCGCUCCUCCCCUGCCCGCGCGCGGCCACGGACAACAAGAACCUCUGGUACCCUCCCGGCCACGGUGACUUGUUCGAUGCCAUGAACAACAGCGGUCUGCUCGAUCGCUUGAUCUCGGCUGGCAAAGAGUACCUCUUUGUCUCGAACGUUGACAACCUGGGUGCCGACGUCGACCUCAACAUCUACCAGCACAUGAUCGACACGCAGGCCGAGUUCAUCUCGGAGGUGACGGACAAGACCAAAGCAGACGUCAAGGGAGGUACCCUGAUCGACUACGAGGGCACAAUCCGCCUGCUCGAGAUUGCCCAGGUGCCGUCGGAGCACGUGGAGGACUUCAAGUCGAUCAAGAAGUUCAAGAUCUUCAACACGAACAACCUGUGGCUCAACUUGCGCGCUGUCAAGCGUGUUCUCGAGAACGAGGAGCUCGACCUGGAGAUCAUCGUCAACAACAAGGCGCUUGAUUCGGGCGAGGCGGUGAUCCAGCUCGAGACUGCCGUCGGUGCGGCCAUCAAGCACUUCCGCGGUGCCAAGGGUGUCAAUGUGCCCCGUUCGCGUUUCUUGCCCGUCAAGUCGUGCUCGGAUCUGCUGCUCAUCACGUCGGAUCUGUACUCGUUGGAACACGGCAAGCUGGUCAUGAACCCGGGCAGGAUGUUCAGCCAGACGCCCGUUGUCAAGUUGGGCGACACGUUCAAGAAGGUCGCCCAGUUCCAGAAGAGGUUCAAGUCGAUCCCGGAAAUGAUCGAGCUCGACCACCUGACGGUGCAGGGAGACGUUGUCUUUGGCCGCAACAUCACGCUCCGGGGCACCGUCAUCAUUGUCGCCAACGAGGGCAACAAGAUCGAGAUCCCCGAGGGCAGUGUGCUCGAGAACAAGUUGAUUUCGGGCAACCUGGCUAUCAUUGACCACUAG